UAAAUAAAUAUAUUUGUGUCAUAAGAAACGUACCUGAACUAACUUGGGACCACACCAAAACACCCUCAAAACAAGCAUCAAUGUACUUUCUCUCUCUUCACCUCUCUCUGACAUGAUCUCUCAAUGAGAAGCACUUAUAUAGCCACCAACCAAAAAUUCUCAAUUUACAAAGCCUUCAAACACAUUUCUUCCAAAACCUGCUUUUUUCUCCUUUCCUCAAGACCCAUUUUUUUCUUCCCCAAAUGGAGUAUGAAGAUGAAGAUUGGCUUUGUGUCACUAUGGAUGAGUUUUCUCUUGCUACUGAAAAUGGUUGUAACAGGAAGAGGAACUUUGAUGAUGACACGAAAGAGUACAAAUCAAAGAACCUUGAGACUGAAAGGAGGAGGAGGGAGAAGCUCAGUAGCAGGCUUUUGAUGCUGCGGUCUAUAGUACCUAUAAUCACAAAUAUGAAUAAAGCAAUGAUUGUUGAAGAUGCUAUCACCUACAUUGAGAAGCUGCAAGACAAGGUUCAGAGUCUCAGCCAAGAGCUUCACCAAAUGGAAGCAACUUCAGAGGAAACAGCAGAGACAAAAAUAGUUGAAAUUGAUGCUGCGGAAGAUAUGAAGAAUUGGGGGAUACAGGAAGAGGUCAUAGUGGAAGAAAUAAACGAGAAUAAACUCUGGGUUAAGAUCAUUGUUGAGAAGAAAAGGGGAAGAUUCAGCAGAUUGAUGGAGGCCCUCAAUAAUUUUGGCAUUGAACUCAUUGACACCAAUCUCACAACCACAAAAGGAGCAUUUCUGAUUACAAGCUUCAUAAAGGGCAAGAACGGUGAAAGACUUGAAAUUCAUCAAACCAAGAAUUUAUUGCAAGAUAUCAUCAAUGACAUAUAGAGCCCGUAGAAAUGGACUCUUAGUUAUUUAAUCGUAAGGACAUGAUUACAUUGAGAGGUCUGUACGGACAAAAAAGAUAUAUCACUAUAUACCAGUUAAGAUCAUUUUUGUUUGUUGUUUCUGUUGGAUGGUGCACAAUAAAUCAGUUCAUUUUCUUGCAUCCCUCUAUCCCCUCCCAAAAAAGGCACAUGUUAACAUCAACUGCAACUUUAUU
Molecule: messenger RNA, 1083 nt
Organism: Glycine soja
Lineage: Eukaryota; Viridiplantae; Streptophyta; Magnoliopsida; Fabales; Fabaceae
Product: transcription factor DYT1-like
Exons: 4
Coding region: 243-869 (208 amino acids)
Biological process (GO): regulation of DNA-templated transcription
Cellular component (GO): nucleus
Molecular function (GO): sequence-specific DNA binding; DNA-binding transcription factor activity; protein dimerization activity
Source: RefSeq, a predicted model, not a curated record